Molecule: messenger RNA, 4621 nt
Organism: Actinia tenebrosa (Australian red waratah sea anemone)
Lineage: Eukaryota; Metazoa; Cnidaria; Anthozoa; Actiniaria; Actiniidae
Molecular function (GO): carbohydrate binding
Source: RefSeq, a predicted model, not a curated record
AUGACCAAGUUUGGCGAAAACAGAUGGGUCUUUGUUUUCACAGAUAUAAGUGUCAGUCACCAUAUUGUGCCGCAUGCUGGAAUUAGACCACGCAGUGAAAUAGACCUAACAACAGAUAAACAAGUUCUGUUGUGUGCUGGUCAGAACAAAUCCUUGGAAUGUGUUUCACCAGGAUCGACUAUUGCAAUCAUGGACACAUUCUGGGGAAGACUUUCUGACAAAAUAUGUCCAUCAGAGGACGGUGACCCAACUACCAGUUGUGGCAAUGAUCUCUCGACAACAUCUGUACUGAAAAACCUGUGUGAUGAUAAAGUGUUCUGUGAAAUCCCCGCUAGACAUAGGGUACUACAAGCCCCGGGUACUACUCAUUGUCCGGGUGUCAACAAAUAUCUUAUUGUAAAUUAUACCUGUAUGCCGAUCGAACGGAAGUUUGUUCUCUGUGACGGAGAGACAACGAAUCUGAAAUGUGGAGAAGGAUGGAAACUAAAUGUAUUGUCUGCAGUAUGGGGCAGAAUUUCCCCUGCUACUUGUGCCACGACUCUAGGCAGACCAUCACGACUGGGGAAAUGUGACAGCUCCAACAGCACUUUGGCAAGGAUUCGUAGUAUUUGUCAUGGGAGUAAUGGAUGUGUAGUGCGGGCAGAUGACGAGCAUAUGGUACAAGGGAAUGAACAACAUUGUCCUGAUGUUGAUAAGUAUGCCAUGAUCACCUAUCGAUGCCAACCUAAUGUCGAACAAGAGAAUGUCUUGGAGAGUUCAAAAGGAAGCUCAGAUCGAAUAUUUUUACCGGAAAACCCAACGAAGAGAAUACCGUUUUUAAACCAGGAUUCGCAUGCUAAUAGCGAUACACAUUAUUUACUUCAAGCUACCAUGCCAAACAAUCAGAAACACGACAAUGAUCCUAUCAUGAAUUCUUCAUUAGAUGGGUUACUGAAAGAGUACAUGGAAAGUCAGAAUAAUAGAGGUGGCGAUGGUACUACAGGGGAACAGAUGAAUAUCCCACACGACACCCGUCCUAGUCCCCUUAAGGAAAGGCUUGGUGUCCCUCAAGACGGCGCAAAAGAAACCCUACAACAAAAUAUCGCUCUCUUGAAGAAAAUUCUGCACAGUAAAAAGAUAAUGAAAGUAGGUGUUAAUGCUAUGGAGGGAAUUGAUAUGGCAUCGGCAGUUAGUGAACCACGUAAUCCAAACUCUAACAACGAUGAAUUAUCAAACCAGCUGGAUUUGACUCGAGAUGAACUCAAUCAUCUUGCAGAGUCUCCAGAUGCAAUCAAGAUUAUUAAUGAAUAUAUGAGUAGAAACAUAACUGCAUCUAAUCACGAUACCCAAGGCUCACAGGAAACGAGCACUUCAAAAACUACUAGUCCCCCGUCAAACACAAAUAAAACUGUUGGCAGUAGUGAAAGAGAAGAAAAACUUACUAAUAUGGAUGGCAAGCAGCAUUUUGAGCAAGUGUCAAGUACUACAACUACUACAACACAAACGCCCUUACCAACAAUAAGCACUCUGGGAACCACUAUCAAAACUACCCAAAAAGACUUGAGUAAAUUGAUAGAGCCAACGGCAAAAUUAGGAGGUAAGGUCAUGGGGAAUAUGUUUUAUGAAAAAUUCCUUAAACCUGCACAGAACGACUUUGAGAAACAAACCAAAAAUAUUGAACAAAACACUGAGGGGAAGGCUAUUGGUUUGUUGAGAAAGAAGGUAUCGGCGCUACAAGCUAUUAGUGAUGCUUUGACGUUAAUAACAUCAAAAAUUGAUCCAGAUCAAGCAGGAGGAAAAAGACACCAUUCAGCAAGGAAUAAUAAACACCGUGAAGAGAUUAAAUGGCUUCAAGAUUUGCCUGAUAGUGUUCAACCAAAAGAUGUUCAGUUUUUACAAGAUAAAAUCAACAAGGCUAUUGAAACUACUGAAGCAAUGGAAAGACAAGCUGCAUUAAAAAAUCCGAGUAAGGUUGCAUUGAGGCUGAAGGGGAAAGUUGCAGAGGACGUGCAAGCUGAAGCAAGAAACAAAGUUCAACAGAGAAAAGAACGAUUGAGAAUCGAUAAACAAAUCAAAGACAUCGAAGAUUCUUUCAACAUGCUUAUUGAAAAAGCAGAAAAAACUGGCAAGUUUAGCGAUGUUGAUGUAAAGAUGAAACCAACGAGUUCCUUGUUCCAGGAAUUACAAAGCGGAGCCUUAAAAAUGCCAUUCAAUGAUGAGCAGCCACAUGGAGGUGAUACCGACAAUUCGACAAAAGGAGUCUAUGGAUUUGAGGUGGUAAAUCAGGAGCCAGUGAUCAACAUAAUCAAUGAGAAAGACAAUACUGUUAAAAGUAACACAAUGGACACUUCUAAGUCUUCUUCUACAACGAUUCAAGCUUCACAAACGACUGCAGAGACAAAUAAUGACAAUCAUACUCUAUUGAGUGCAACACAUCUACCUAAUCAAUCAAAAGAGCAAGUGAGCUCAGUGACAAAACUAGCUCCCAAAACCGCCUUCAAAGCUGCAAAUUCUAUUGCUAAUGCACUUCGACGCCAAUCAAGCAUUCAGAAUUUGUCUUCUGUAGCAUUAAAACCCAUCUCGACAUUCAACAAUAUCCAAGAUAUUACUCUUGGUGGAAGAAUCAAUAGUGAGGUCAUCAAGGAGAAAGAGAAAGAAAAGCUCUACCAGGGCAAGGAUGUUAAUGUCCUUCUGAACAUGAUCAAAGCGCCACCAUCGAAAACCUCAGGUAAUCGAGCGCUUGGCCCACCAAAUCAGGUUCCUGAAAAUUCCGUCACAUUCACUGGAAAAGGCGUGCUAGUUCCUGGAAAAGACCUGCAAGUCCCUGGUCAAAGUAUACGAAAGCCAGGGAAAGACGACAAAGUUCCUGAAGUACAAACAGUUGGUUCACUUGAUGAAAAUUCAGUAAAACUUUUGAGCGUGUUGGUUCGAGGCUUUUUGGACCAGAACAAAAGCAGGAAAAGUUCAAAACACCAUCGUCGCAGAAAGAAGAAGAAAGAGCAACUUGAGGAAGAGGAUUUUGUGAUUGGGGCAAAACAUUACCAGAUAGGAAAUAAUAAGAAUAACAGUCCUGACAGAGAACUGUUAGAUGCGCUUGAAAACCAGUUAAGCAGUGCUCAGAGAUACAGCUAUAACAUCAAAAAUAUUGUGAGUGACGCACAGGCAACUAAAGGUGAAGAUGAUGACACUGUCAAAUCGGUUCCAAAUGAUAAGGAAAAAGAAAUCGUUGAAGAUGACAGUCUUGUCCUAUCAUCACCAACUGUCAAACCAAUGCCAGCACCAUCUGAUGACUCUUCUUUACAACUGGUCAAUAAAUACACAGGAGAAUCAAGUCUUGAUAACUUGUUACUUUCCCUUCAAAAAAUGUUAAAACAAGGGGAAAUAGAGUUCCAAAAGGACAAGAAAAAAGGCAUAUUACCUGCACAAGAAUCCAUAGCAGAAAAUGCCUCAAAAACCUUUUUAUCAUCGAAGCCACGUGUUGUCCAGUUUAGUGGAGCUGCGACUUCAGGAAAGAUUCUAAACCCAGUUGAUGAAAGAAAAAUGACUGCUAAUCAAGAUUUACAAAAAAUCACACAGUUCGCAGGCGGUCGAAUCUUGGAGCCAGCGAGUUCAGCUGGUAUGCUGCCUAUUCAACAAGAUACCAUUUCCAUCAUCAACGCCAACCCAACAGCCAAAUCAAAAGUAGGUUCGGCACAAAUAAAUAAACCAACAUCUAAGCUCAGGCUAAAAAAUCUGGUCUCAGGAGUCAAGCUUUUGUUAAAAGCCUUAAGAGGAAAGAGUUUAGAUUCCUAUAAGGGACAUCAUCAGAGAAGACUUGAGGAUGACACUAGUGAUCAGGAUGACAAAGAUGACACUCCAGAAGAUUUUGAAAGCAAGCCCAAUGAUGAUUUACUCAAAGAUAAAGAAAAGGCAGAACAGCCAGUAAAUUACAAUGGGUUUGGGGAAUAUGUAGGACCGAAGAAUAAAGGCACGAGUACUUGGUACAUAGGAGAAGGGAAUUCUUACAAAACGGGUUUUCAACAGCCAAAAGGUUAUCAAUACGAUGAACAAUACGAGAUGAACCUCGCACAACGAUACGCUUCAACACCUAAAGAAUAUUCAACAUUUAUUCCUGAUAUUUACUCUGGUCCUUAUACGAGUUUUGCAUUACAACCCAAUACCUAUGGUUAUUCUCCUAAGAAAGCGUUUCAUGAUCCGUUUGAUAAACAAUACGCGAGCAAACUCCCGAACCCUGCAAGACAUGCGCUCAAUUCGGCAUUAAAAAAUGACCCGAUCAUUCAGGCAGUUGAAGAAUUCUCUGACAACGAAACACAACUAUACAACGAAAAGCUGCGAGGAAUACAAAAAGAUAACAUCCCACGAAAACAAAAUAAUAUCUAAACACUCAGAUAUAAUUAUAGGUAAUAUUUAGGAUAUUUGGGUCAAAUAGGCUGCUUUGUGGAACGUGCUUUUCAGUCUGCUUGAAUAAAUUAAAUCCAAUCAAUUUCUGCCCCUGGCUUUGAUUGGUAUUAUUUUUAACAGGUUAAUUUCAUCAGCCGCUCUACCAAAAAUAUCGAAUGUUUUUCAUCUACACGUAAAAUUGACUCAAUCCGGAAAAUAGCUAGUAUAAUUCAAACUUUUAUUAUUGGCAUUAAAAAUCUUU